Molecule: messenger RNA, 1399 nt
Organism: Sipha flava (yellow sugarcane aphid)
Lineage: Eukaryota; Metazoa; Arthropoda; Insecta; Hemiptera; Aphididae
Exons: 4
Coding region: 333-1298 (321 amino acids)
Biological process (GO): arachidonate secretion; phospholipid metabolic process
Molecular function (GO): A2-type glycerophospholipase activity
Source: RefSeq, a predicted model, not a curated record
GGCGGCGGCGGCAUCGCGAGCACCGCCGAUGACGAACGUCCGCGGCUCGCGCACCACCAAUCGCUGCACGCACGUGUGUCCGCGAGCACAAUCGCCGUCUCACCGGUCCGGUCCGGUCGUCGUCUUCGUACGCACGUUCGCGAACGGUAUAUUUUCGUACCGCGUGAACAGCCGCCGCGCACUCGACGCUCGUCCCGUCCGACCGCGUUCAACGUGUGUUCAACGCGUGCACCGCGGAACCGUAUCUCGCAGUCGCUCGCACGGGUUUCGUCGCACCGGCACCGCCGUCCCCGAGAACCCGACCGGUCGGCUCCGGUCCAACCGCGGAUGGCAUGAACCGCAGUCCGUCCACCGACCGAGUCACGCUGUCCCGGGCCGCUGGACUGUUCGUCACCGCGCUCGCCGUGGCCGUGGCCGUCGCCACGCUGCUCCCGCGGAUGCCGGCCGCCGUCGCGGACACCGUGUCCGCGAACGCGUUGCCCGACGGCGAGAUCGAGGUGCGCGUGAGCUCCGGCAACGUGACCGCCAAACAGACGUCGUUCGCGUCACCGGAAACCGGGGAAGAGCUUAUGUUGCACCAAAUAACGGACGGUGAACAUUUCAUGCAGUUGAUAUACGGCACGAAGAAGACGCUCCUAGACUGCGAGUACGUCAAGGAACGCACAGCGGCUAAAGAUUUCGUCCGUGAGUUUUGGGGAGAAGAACAGGGCAAAAACCACACGGUAGGCUCUUUGUCGAAAAGAUAUGCCCGUAUGGUCGAUUUCCAACAUUUGAAAAAGGUCUGUCAUCAAAAUCAUAAAAAAACGAGAAGAAGACUGGCAAAUGAACAGCAGCAUCGUGAGCAGUACGACUUAACUAAACUCAUUAGCGACGGUAAACGUCGUAAGAGAGAUCUGAUGUCUGUGUUAAGAGUUCCUGGUACGAAAUGGUGCGGCAAAGGGCGAUCGGCUAAAUCGUACAAACAACUUGACGGAUUUGGUAGCGCAGAUCGAUGUUGCAGGAUCCAUGACACGUCUUGUCCGAUGACGAUCGGCGCUUUGGAAAGAAAGUACGGUAUAUUCAAUUGGAGACUGAAUACACUCAUGCAUUGCUCGUGCGACCGCAGGUUUCGAUCGUGUUUGAAAGUGAUCGGCACCGGAUCCGCGAACUUGAUCGGCAAGCUGUUCUUCAACGUGGUGCAGACCAAGUGUUUCGUGCUGAAGAACGUGCGGGUGUGUACGAAAAAGACAUGGUGGGGCAAGUGUCACAGGCACGAGCACAGGAAGAAGGCUUACAUCAGGAACAACCUAUCGUAUUGAUUCCGUGUCCGCCGCGUUGCACAUUAUAAUUUAUUUAUUUAUUUAUAAGACCAGUAUUUAUUAUUAUUAUUUGGUCGCAAUAAACGACAAAUCUUCUAAUA